Messenger RNA from Durotheca rogersii, 2354 nucleotides. RefSeq lists its product as uncharacterized. The transcript has 2 exons. The record is from RefSeq and is a predicted model, not a curated record. Bases 103 to 2250 code for a protein of 715 amino acids. Lineage: Eukaryota; Fungi; Ascomycota; Sordariomycetes; Xylariales; Xylariaceae.
GUCCAUAAGGAGCGAGCUGUCGGGUCCUUGAUUUGCUGGAGUAUACCCUCCACCACCACCCGUCACAGGUUCUAGGGUCACAGCUUCUAGGAUCGCCAUCCUAUGACGCAAGUAAAGCGUGGUACGACGACGCCUCUUGCUAAAAUCGAGCAGCCAGAAAGGGAUGGGCGCCAUCAUCACUCUGCUUUGGUCGUUUCGGUUCACAGUCAGUCGGUGAAUGCUUUCCUCGAUAUACCGCCGUGGAAAGUGUCCGUUCUGUCUCUCCCCAUCUUCAUCUGCAGCAUAAUUUGGGUGACACUGCUUGUCAUCUUCAUCCUCUACGCCAGUCAUAUGCGAUCCUUUGUCAAAGCCAUGGCCGACCGGAUGAAUCCACAAACUCCCCCAAGAAAAUUGUUCAAGCCCUCGAGCAAAACCAAGACGCCGACUUCUGGAAAAAAGCAGGGGCCAACUACCCCAACAACCUCGCACCACCAGUCCGAGACGACGGGCUUCACCCCUGGGGAAUCCGCAAAGCAAACCGGCGCUACGUCUCCGUCAACGAGACCAGCUACCAGACCUACCGCCGAUGAUAUAAGCAAAUCGGCCAUCUUAGCUCCCCUCACUAGUACAAACAUCCCCUCAGAUAGGGUUGAUGAUUAUACGAGCUCCGCUGCCGCGGGCAACCCUCCAGUUGGCUCGAUCGAUAACGACGUCCUCACCCCAACCGAUACGAUCAGCCAAAGCACACAUGUCCCUAGCAUCCUUUCGAGAGGCGCGUCGGAAGCUACUGUGGGCGCGAGGCCUGGUUCCUAUGAUGGGAUCCCAAGUAGUCCAGAACGAGACGCCAGUUACAUGGCUACUGGUUCAGGGCGGGAACACUCCCCUCUAAGAGAAAAAAUGCCAGAUCAGAGAAGAAAUACGGCUGCAAGUAUUGACGGGAAGCUCCAGGAAGUCUCCCACACUGCCAAUAUCAACCCGGCCAGACCAUUGAACCCCGCCGACAAUGCGAGCUCUUCACACAACAUUGCAGAAUACUUCGGCGAGCAAGGAAAUCCGGAAAUGAGCACUUCCGCAUCGGUAGUGGCAGGAACGGCAUCACGUAACACUACGGAUGCAAGCGGCGGCGCUACAAAUUCGAAAAAAGACCCGUUAGGAACCGAAGGCGAUAAACGGCCAAGCUCCCCUGAACCUGUCGGUCCCAGGAAGGCCGGACGGGUGGCGGGUGAUUCGGGAGAUCGGAACCUCGGCCUUGCACCGGCUAGCGUAAUAACCAGGCCUGAUACGGCCAGUAUUCCAGACGAGGCAAAAGUCAGCGGUCUUGAUCGAAACAGGGAGGCACAUCGAUCGGCCCGAGGCUUACCAUCCGGCAUCCAACAGACAGCUGCGAACACGAGGUCAGGUGCUCAAGCCGACGGUUCACGAACCUUGAAUAACUUGGGCAACCCCACACAUAUCGAACGAAGAAUCGAGUUUCCACUCCCGCGCCCCGAAAAGAUAGUGGACAGCCCCCCCGAUCCCAUUAAGCCCGAUACAAGCAACAUUACGGCUAGCCUUGGUGGUGCCAACGACCUACCAGGGACAGAGGACCUGCCAAGUACAGAAGAUCUAGCCAAUCUUCCGGGAGACGUAUCACAAGACCCCCCAGAGGAGAUAUUAGAUCCCUCGGUGCAUUCUGCGUCUACCAACGUCUCGCCUAUUCCUAAGGUCCCGAUAAUCACACCUCUCGCUAUGGAUGUGCCUCAUAAUCUCUCCCACCUCGCCCGGGGCCUUGGCGGCAAUACGGUCGAUGAUGUGGGGAAUAUUAUAGAUGCGUCUGGGAACGUUCUUGGCCAUGCUUCAGGUGACCUGCCGACUAUGGUUGGGAAGAAGAUCGCCGAGGACGGGAAAGUCUACGGUGACGGUGGAGAACUCAUCGGAUAUGUCUCAGAGAACUUCACAGCGCAGUCGCACUCGCCUAAUGGAACCGAAAGUGUCCUUGGAGGUUUGGCGGUCGAUCACCAUGGAAAUAUCCUCGAUGCAAGCGGCAAUAUUAUCGGCCACUUCAACGAUAAGUCCAAGGGAAGCAGUUACUUGCCUCCUUUCGAGGGCCAGUCCAAAACGAACCAAACACAGGCUGAGGAUAUAUCUCGGACGAAACCCGCGCUGAAUGUGAACGCGCACAGUGGCGGGAGCCCCUCGGACAUCUUUCUGGAUGUAAAAUCCACGACAGAUGGCAUUCAACUGAUAAUUCGUAUUCCUACAACGUUCGGGCGUCAGCAAUCGGAGCAGUAGCUAUUGGGAGGCUAUGGUACCUGGAGGUUGCGUGAGCCUAGGGUGGAGCAGUGGAGUUAUGCAUACAGGAUACCGCACAGUUAAAUACGCAAAUAUAUGUUUUU